AUUACCGUUUGACGAUGACAACCUCAGGAAUCUACUAGAGAAAGUAAAGAAAGGCAUCUUUCAUAUCCCUCACUUUGUACCUCCGGAAUGCCAGAAUUUACUGCGGGGUAUGAUCAAAGUUAGCCCAGAAGAACGCUUCACAAUGGCUCAAGUUCAGCGACAUCAAUGGUACUUAGGUGGCAGCAAAAGUGAUGGAGCCGAAGUGGAACCUAUACGACUUCCUUCUCCUAAGAUUGCUGUUAUACGAAGUGAAGAUGAAAUUGACUCUGAUGUUUUAGGUAAUAUGGCUUCCUUGGGAUGUUUUAAAGACAAGGAGAAUUUAACAGUCAAACUAAUGAGUCUAGAUGAAAAUACAGAGAAGGUAAUCUAUGGCCUGCUAUUAGAUCGCAAACUCCGUAAACCAAGCUAUGAAGAUGAAAAGCAAUAUAGAACCAGAUCUGACUCAGCUGAUCCACCAAGAAAACGGGUUGAUUCAUAUCGAAGUAGGCGGCCCGAGAGAAGACUAACGGACAGGUCACGUGACAGCACACCCACGCAUGCAAAACGUGUGUUGAUGAUGGCAGAAUCAAGCAGGAGCAGAAGCCUAACAUGUAGCCCGGCACGAACUUCAGGGAAUGGCGUGUACCAACCACGCCGCAGUCAUCCUACUUCCGCGUCAAGUUCCAGCAGUGGAAGCUCAGGUACGCCGCCAGAUAGUCCGACAGGAAGCAAUCCACCGACACCAUGGAAGGCCAAGUUAAAUAGCUUCAAAAAUAGUAUUCUAGGAUCACCUAGAUUUCAUCGUAGAAAGAUGCAGCCAGCAGAACAAGAAGAACUAACACUGACUCCAGACAGUUCACCAGAAAUGUCCAAAAAAUCUUGGUUUAGCAAUCUAAUGAGCUCAGAGAAAGAAGAAGAGGUGAUAAUGGCAAUUGCAAACAAGUCGCUAAGUGUUAUCAAAGCAGAUCUGGUACAUGCAUUGUUAUCGAUCCAGGAUCUUUCGCAUUGCGUCCAGUCUCAGACAUUAUUCAAGGCCGAGUAUCGACGUGGAGGGAGUGGCGCUGUCUUUGCAAAGCCAAUCAAAUUCCAAGUUGAGAUUCGUCUGCCAAAAGAAGAUGAAUGUCAAGAGGUUAUGCAAUACAAUCUUCAUUUCAUUCUGGUUGCAGGACCAACACGUCGAUUUAAACGUUUGAUAGAACUUAUCCAAUCACAGAUGGCUGUAACAAGAAUUCGCGGACGAGGAAGUUCCAAAAUUAAGUCACCCAAUUCAUCUCGUAGGUCCAAACGGAUGGUACCGACAUGCAGUGAAGAGGACGAUGUGUUUAGGCCAAUGCAUCGUGAUGACGAGAACUGUAAUGAGAAGCCACUAGCAAAUAGUGAUGCUCCUUGUACGAUAUCAAAUAAAUAACACUUUCUCACAAGAUCAAACCUCCUAUUGGCUACUGCUUAACUUCUAACAGCUAACGAUGCAAUAUUUGUUUUUUGAGUGCUGUUAGCAGUUAUGUGUUGUAAAUUUACCCAAUCAGCAAAGGGCUUAUAAUAGUAUAGAAUGAUAAAUAAACUUGGUAGAUAUUUGAAUUUUUAAAAAGUGUACAAAUUCACUUAGGAACCAUAGGCUUUGGAUUGCCAGACUGGAUCCAAAAGCCUAGAUUCUGUGACCUGGAAUUACUUAGGUCGGAUUUCCAGGCUUAAGAUCUGUUGACCUAUGAUAUAAUAGGGAGCUUUUGGAUUGCACAACGACGGUAGGAAGUAGCAAUGACGUCAGUAAAAGUCAUCUGCACAUGCGAGAAUGUUAAGGUCACCUCAUCCAGUAGAUUCCGGAACGCAAUUUGGCCAAAUCCGCGUACGCAGAGAACGUAGGACGCCAGGUAGGACGGUCACGCAUGAGUGAUUCCGUUCUAGCAUCGCGUCGUCGCACAAAUCAAAAGCUCCCUAUAGCCUUAAGAUAGCAACUCUAGGUCGCAGUUCAACCUGUCCAUGGGAUGUAAUAUGUAUCAGGAUCAUUCCUGACAUUUUAAGUAAUGUUCCUACAGUAUAAGUAGAGUUAAUGAAUGAUGAACACAGCCAGAUAUCCUACCUCUCUAUUGCAAUGACAGAAUAGGCAAAUGUAAAGUCUUCAUAAUGUAUUGUACUCCUUUUUGUUACACUAAAAGCCCCUCUUGAUCAUUUUCAUUUUGGUCGAAAUAUGCGAUCAUGCUACUGUAGUUUAAGUAACAUGAUAAACAUUAAAACAUUCAAGAACAUGAUCACUUUACAUGCCCCAGCUCAUGUCAUCCUCGUCUUUCUACUUAGGUAUAUGAUCACACUCAUCAAACCCAUGAUCACACAUAUUGUUUCAAUUUCCAAUUGUAGAGAUAUGAUCAUGCUAUUCAUCAUGACCAAGUGGGUAGUUCAAUAACAUGAUCAUGCUACAGGUAGACUAAUAACAUGAGCUUGCUACAGGUAGGUGAAUAACAUGAUCAUGCUACAGGUAGUCCAAUAGCAUGAUUAUGCUACAGGUAGUCCAUAAUCAUGCUACAGGUAGUCCAAUAACAUGAUCAUGCUACAGGUAGUUCAAUAACAUGAUUAUGCUACAGGUAGUCCAAUAACAUGAGCAUGCUACAGGUAGUUCAAUAUGAGCAUGCUACAGGUAGUCCAGUAAAAUGAUCAUGCUACAGGUAGUCCAGUAAAAUGAUCAUGCUUACAGGUAGUAAAUAACAUGGUCAUGCUACAGGUAGUCCAAUAACAUCAGCAUGCUACAGGUUGAUGAAUAACAUGAUCAUGCUGCAGGUAGUCCAGUAACAUGAUCAUGCUACAGGUAGUCCAAUAGUAGCAUCCAGUAGUCUGGAACACAAAUUGUCCAAAGACUUUAUCAUCAUAAAUAGUGUAUACACAAUACUUAAUUGGUCAUGUGGCACAUAAUUCUAGCCUGCUUUGCACAAAUAGACACAGUGAUGUUGUUAAUCCUCUUGCAAGCCUAGUUUGAAGUAGAACAGAAACCAUUACUUAGAAAUACAUUGUUAUGGCUAAAGCAAUAAUGAAAUUUUACAUACACAUUUGAAAAUAAAUUGCUUUUGUAAGCAUUUCAGUUCAGGUCCAAAUUUCAUUUCCUUUGAAUGGAAUUUAUAUUGAUGACGUUACUGUGGUUGAAUCGCCUCAAGUGGCUAAUUUGUGUGUUUUUGCGGUUCAUUGUGCCCAAGUUGUUAUUCACUGAUAAUGUGUAUUCAUUCAUAUACAGUUACUACCCCCUAACAACAUCCCUAUUACAUCCCCAGACAUACUUUUAUUAAGCUUCUUUCCUUAACAUGGUCAGAUGUGGCAUUUUUAUUAACAGUAGGCCAUUACAAUGGCCAUUAACUGUAUAACUUACUCCGGUACAAGUAACUCUAUCCUUACCCAUAGAAAGGCUCUCCCUAGGGGAGGUCUCUAGUGUGCUAUUUACCUCUACUCCAUUUUUUUUAACAGUUUUGUUUAAGUGAUGUUCAUUUUAUAUUUACAUAUAUCAAAAUUCAUUGGUGCUAUUAAUUUAUUGAUGUAUUCUUAUUUAUUGUAUUUAUAUUCACUUGUUAAACCUCUUCAGUGAAUUUUGACAUCUCAUCAUGGGAAUUGGAAAUGACAAUUUGUUUGCCAAAUUUUUUAUUGUGACGUUGUGCGGGAUAGUAUAUAGUCUUUGGUUGAGCCAACUUCUGCUACAUUUUUUUUCCAUCUUGGAAUAUUCAAAGUGGAUGUACUAUAAACCUGCAUGGCUGUUAAUGUCCACUGUACUCUUGAUUGACCUUAAUUCCCUCAAUUACGGUAUAGAUCUUGCCAUAUACCACAGAAACGAUUUUUUGGCCACAAUUAUGGAAUAAUGAUGAAAGUGGUUCUCAAUAUAGAUAAGGGUACUGUAUUUAUUUGAAACGAUAGAAGAUUGGUUAUUAUUAGCAUUCUUAGUUCAAGUAAAAUAUUGAAUUAAAUUUUAGUGAAACUAAUAUAACUCUUCAUAGAGAAUAGCACUACACUGUUCCAGGAUUGAAUCAGCCCCCACCCCCAAAAAGUACAUUAAGUUGGUUUUAUCUAGCAUUCAAUAUUAUAAUUGUUUAUAAAUGUCUAACAAAGACAAUAAUUAAAUAUUAAGUAGUAAAAUAAUUUAAUUUCCUGUUAAAAGAAAACAAAGAUGCUAUUGUUAUUGUAAAUUUGUACAUACAAAAUAUUUCAAAUUGAGUGCAUACCAGACCAUUAUUAUUUUACUAAAAUUUUAAAAUAUGUUUAAAUGAUAUUUAGUGUUGUUUGUGGAUUUUUGUUUUUAUCCUGUGAUGAGCUUUCAGUUGCCAGUAUCGUUUAUCAUAGAUCUUGUAAAAAAUCUAUCAAAAUUAUUUGAAUUCUGUGUGUGAAUAUAAUUUAUGUAAAUGCUCAGACGAAAACGUGUGUUGACUAUUGUUCAGUGAUAGGUAUUAUUAAAUUAUUAAUUUUAGUAAAAUUUAUAUUCUUAUUAUAUUAUUGAUAUUAUUAUUACUUAUUAUUAUUCUUUAUUGCCAAGAUACCAUAUAAUAUAAAGCAUAGGGAAUGCUGAAGUUGAUAGAGUAGGCAGGAACCAUACUCGAAGAUAGAUUUGAUAAUUUAAUAAAGACAAAUAUACUUAAUCUUUUAGUCAUAUACUCUAGUAACAAUGUUCGUUGAUUAGUAUUAUUUAAUAGACAAUAAGAGUGAGUUUAAGUUUCCAGAAAAAAUUCACACUGUUUUGAUUGAGCUCUGAUCCUUGCGUGCUAAUACAGUUUAAUAUAUUUAAAAAGACAAUUAUAACACAGCUCAUUUUAAUAACAAAAUAUAGUAAUUUACUAUCUUGUUUUAUUUCAUUUUCAUUUCAUUUAUUCGUCUCAAAAAAUACAAUUCACAUAAAAUAUCAUACACAAAAAAGACGGAGAGACAGGAAAUCCAAAAAGAGAACUAAAUCAACUGUCAAGUGGAUUACCUAACAAAAAAAAAACAAAACAGACACAAAAUAUAAAAAUAUAAAUUAUUAUUUUUCUUGUUUUUGUUUUCUGUAUCUGUGGUUCAUAUAGUAGAGAGGUCUUGCAAACUUAUGAAAACGAUAACGAAUACGAUUACAUCAGCAUAUCUGUCACAAUGUAGGCCAUGCAUGUUUUUAAGUUAAUCAAAGAUCAUAGUCAGCUCAUAUAUGCAUUGUCAACAAUGUUGUAGGCUCGAAUUAUGAUCAUGACGAUGACGUUUUUCUUAUUGUUUUCGUAAGUUUGUGAAUUCUCCGUGAUAUUUGCUGUUCCUUGGUAUUGAAUUCCAUCCUUAAAUGUAGUAUGGUAAUACAACUGCAGUUCAUGUAUGUAUGUAUUAGUCAAAUAGUUUAUUUUAUAUUAUUUACUAAAGGCUCAAUUUGUAAAUCAAAAUGUCUAUUCAGAAAUAUUUAUAUAUGUAUAUAAGUGAGACAAAAUUAUAAUUUAUAUCAUAUUGUUGCUUUUUGUUGUGAGUGAAUAUGUUCCAGUUUCACAUGUAUUGAUUAAAGUGUUUCCUCGGCCACUAAGUCGGUUUGCGUGGUCUAAAAUCUUGGUGGCCCUGUUUCAUCCGCUUUAAAUGUAUUUAUCAUGUGUACUGUAUUAAGCAUAAAACAAAUGACUCUUAAUGAAUUCAGUAGCAUUGUCUUAAAUCAAAACUAUUAACAAGUAUUUUGGUAGUAAAUUUUAAUUCCCAUUUGAUAUAAAUUUAAUGUAAUGAUUUCCUUCCCAAGCAACAGUACUGUGAUUUUACUCAAUUGGUUAUUUGUGUUAUGACACUGGUGCUGUGUAAACUAAAUCUCAUUUGUUUAGGUGUUAUAAAUAUUACUACUUUGGGAUCAAACCAUUGAUAACGGUAUUCAAAAGAAAGCACCUUACAAGUCAACUCCCAUGUUUAAUGAUGAUAUAAAAUUAAAUACACCAUCAAGAAUAUACUAUGGAAGUAUGUAUAUAAACAUUUGGUCAGAUAUUGAUUAAUAACCAAUGUUACAUCAAAUUUAUUAUAAAAACUUAUUAGGUAAAGUGGAUGCAGGCUAAACAUAAGAAUUAGUAUUAAUAGUGCAUUGUGAAGGGGUAGAUGGAUUAUACUACCAAUGGAUGCUGAGCUCUUUCCGCUGUCAUCCAUAGGGUGUUGUGUCACCUACUGUAAAAAUACUACCAAGGAGUGUUGAUUACCCUACUAAUAGACAGGGAGGGCAAUUGGGCCUUUCCCUCAUCAAGGAACUGUUAAAUCCUUUAAUAAGCCCUUCUAGAUCUCAAAUACAUCUGCUUUCAGAUUACAAAACUAGCAUGAGAAUAUAUGUAAUUCAAAUGAAUUCUAAAUAGUUUGGUGUAUUACAGCAGAGCUCACUAAAAUUACUAUAAGUUUUAUAUAAAUAUUAAUAUGUAUUUCAAAUAUUUAUCUUCAUUGAUCUAUCAAACAUUAUUUUAUACCAAAGGCUAUGAAAUUUGAUCCAUUAGAAAUAAGCUAUCAUUUGUUAAAUAACAGUAGAUUAAUUUAAUAUUAUAGUACAAGAAAUGUCAAUAGAGGUAUAACUAGAAACUGAUGAUAUUUUUGUUAAUUGUUUAUGUUCAAUAUGUGCAAUUGUUCUACUUAUGAGUAUGAGAACUGUCCAUAUGCUAUCCAUGUGCAUGGAAAGAAAAAAAAUGGCAAUUAUUUAUUCAACAAUAUAUCAUUUGGGAAGUCCUUACAGCAUUGCAAACCCAAGUGGCCAACAACAAAUACAAUUAUUACAUUAUAAUAUAAACCUCUGUCCACAAAAAACUCUUUUAUGCCCAUAAUUAGGUAGUUUGGACAGAGCUUUAAAAUAAUAUAAUGAUGCAAUAAAAGUAAUAAUCCUUUUGAGUUUUUGGAGGAAAAUAUUAAUAUCUGUUAUAAGACUAAUGUGUGCUAACUUGAAGGAAAAUGUGUAUUUGACGCCAGGUACACCACAAAAUGAGUGCGCCCUCAUGCUUAAUUGGGGCAGGAUUUGAUGGAGCAUCAUCACAUGACAGUGUUAUUGCACAUAUUUAAAAGUGUCAUCUCGCAUUUUCAAAAUCUGUGCACUGUAAAACAAUUUGUGCUGUUUAAAAUUUUUGAUUGAAUGCAUUUUUUGAGUUAGCACAGUAUUCUUAUGAUAUCUCUAUGGUUAUAGAGGAAUACCUUGUCAUAUGCUCAUUUUCUUUGUUUAUAGAUAUUAAUAUUUGUGUUAUAUUUGCAAAAAAAUUUCAAACGGAAAUGAAGAGAAAUAUACAGACAAGCUUGGAUUAUGCGCAAUGUCAAGGUGUUUGUAAAUAAAGAGAGUUGGAAUUGGUAGUCCAUUUUGAACUGCAACAUCCAUGAGUGGCGGGUAUCUGUAUGUUAUUGCCCUUUUGAUUGAGGGAAGUUUCUUUACCAAUUUGAUGUUUUAAAAGUAGAUAUGUAACAACAAUUCUCAUGUUCCUAAUUGUACCCAGUACAUAACAUUUUGAGGGAAUAAAACCAAGCAAUGACAGGUU
Molecule: messenger RNA, 7421 nt
Organism: Anneissia japonica
Lineage: Eukaryota; Metazoa; Echinodermata; Crinoidea; Comatulida; Comatulidae
Product: serine/threonine-protein kinase BRSK2-like
Exons: 10
Coding region: 110-1387 (425 amino acids)
Source: RefSeq, a predicted model, not a curated record